AUGUGGAAUAAACUCGAUGACUUUCAGAUUGUUAUGGAUCCGUAUCAGGGCAGUCAAAUAGAUCUAGACGACACGACACAGUUGAGUUGUUCAUCCGAUGAAGAACUCGAUAAUCUCCUAAGUCGUUAUAAAUAUGGAAUGACCGGCAAUGAAAUGGUGACAGGUGCUACUCGUAAAAAAUGUUCCCCAUCAAUCGCCGCACGGAAAAUGCAAAAUGAGAAACGGAUGCAGAAGAAAAAGGAACUUGAACAGCAAUCACUUGACCAAAUUUGGACACUUAAAAUGAGCACAAAACACAAUGGUUACAGGGAGAACAAACCGAAGGGUUUGAGUGCCUAUCUGACCCUGUCAAAGCAACUCAAGAACUCAGUGGUAACACUUCCCGAGUCGGGUGGUUAUCGUCAGUAUGUCCUUUCGAAGGAGUCGAAAAGCAAUCGACGUCGGUAUUAUCGUUGCACUAAUUGUCAUAAACUGAAGAGCAAGACAGGUUAUGGUCCUAUAGCAAACAUACAUGUACAAGACGGAGUUGUCAUCAGAGGUAAAUCAUCAGCACAUCAUCCUGACUGUAAGGCGCUCAGUGAAACUGAUAUUAUCGCUAUGCAAAUGGAUCGACAAUCACGAAGAGAGAUUCUAGAAGGCAAAGAUCCAUAUGAUGCUUAUCGAAAGAAUUUCGAGAAAGCAAUGGAACUAGCCGCGACGUUUGAUGAGAGUAACAGUAACAGUAAAAAGUUCAACAUUGCAACCGCAUAUCCCUCAUGGCAUAGCGUUUGUAAAAAGUACAAACGUUUACGACACGAUCGUUCACCAAGAAAGGGAUCGUUUACUGGAGUGAACGAUGAGCAAGUGACAAAUAAGCGAAAAAAAGAUUCAAUCGAUUUCAUUCGAGCCGCACAAAGACUUGUAUUCAGAUUUGAUUUUUGCUUGGCAAACGAGGAGUUCUUAUCGCCAGCACAGAGAGAGAUCAAAGCUGAAAAGACCAUAACGAUAACGUAUCGAAACACGGACGAUGACGACGACGAAGAGGACAUUACUGAUCAUUUCGCUCCAGCGUAA
Anisakis simplex (herring worm) is the source of this 1053-nucleotide messenger RNA. The record is from the annotation of a GenBank genome assembly. NCBI's taxonomy places the organism in Eukaryota, Metazoa, Nematoda, Chromadorea, Rhabditida, Anisakidae.